Coffea eugenioides is the source of this 925-nucleotide messenger RNA. Its product is annotated as calmodulin-7. Lineage: Eukaryota; Viridiplantae; Streptophyta; Magnoliopsida; Gentianales; Rubiaceae. The record is from RefSeq and is a predicted model, not a curated record. Bases 114 to 563 code for a protein of 149 amino acids. Gene Ontology annotation, molecular function: calcium ion binding; enzyme regulator activity. The transcript has 2 exons.
ACACUCUCGUUCGCUGACAGCCCUUGCAUUUCUUCCCCCUCGUCCCCAUCUCUCUCUUUUUCCUCUCUUUUUAGCGGAUAAUAUCUCAAACCCAUCUGCAAAAAUCAACCAAAAUGGCAGAUCAGCUGACUGAUGAUCAGAUCUCUGAGUUCAAGGAAGCCUUCAGCCUCUUUGACAAGGACGGAGAUGGUUGCAUUACCACCAAGGAGCUGGGGACAGUUAUGAGGUCAUUGGGACAAAACCCAACCGAGGCUGAGCUCCAGGAUAUGAUCAAUGAAGUUGAUGCUGAUGGAAAUGGUACCAUUGACUUUCCAGAGUUCCUCAACCUGAUGGCUCGCAAGAUGAAGGACACCGAUUCUGAGGAGGAGCUCAAGGAAGCAUUCCGUGUCUUUGACAAGGACCAAAACGGUUUCAUAUCUGCAGCUGAGCUUCGUCAUGUUAUGACAAAUCUAGGUGAGAAACUUACAGAUGAGGAGGUUGACGAGAUGAUCCGCGAAGCUGAUGUGGAUGGUGAUGGCCAGAUCAACUACGAGGAGUUUGUCAAGGUCAUGAUGGCCAAGUGAGAACUGAUCAACCCAUAACUACAAUCUUUAAGCAGUUAAAAAAGACCCCCAAAAAAGGCAAAACAGUUUAAUUUCUACUGCUGGUUAGGACGCGCUCAUUUGGUACUAUUUAUUAGCUUUCAUUGGCGGUGCGUGCUUGUUUUCCUGUUUGCAUUGUUUUGUAGUGUUGUUCUUCGGUAUAUGCUUGUUGCUCUUGUCCCCUGAUUUAGUCGUUUGGGUUGUCAGUAAUCCUGGUAUUUUCUUUCCACAUUUAGGAUUAUGAACCUAGAACAAUUGGGGAAAUUCGAUUUCUUUGCGUACAAGUGACAAAUUUUUGUUGAUAUUUGAUGGUUUAUGUAUUCUAGUUACACGUCUUCUUUUUA